This is a messenger RNA of Penicillium waksmanii, 483 nucleotides long. Its product is annotated as 60S ribosomal protein eL22. The record is from RefSeq and is a predicted model, not a curated record. The transcript is spliced from 4 exons. The coding region runs from base 88 to 462 and encodes 124 amino acids. Gene Ontology annotation, cellular component: ribosome. Gene Ontology annotation, biological process: cytoplasmic translation. Lineage: Eukaryota; Fungi; Ascomycota; Eurotiomycetes; Eurotiales; Aspergillaceae. Gene Ontology annotation, molecular function: structural constituent of ribosome; RNA binding.
UUCUCCCCAUCACUCUCGACGGCGCAGGAUAUUCACCUCUUUGCGACCCUUUUCACCAAAGUCCAAUCCAUCCCCCUCACAGUCACAAUGGCUCCCGCUGCUACCCGUGGUCGCAAGGCCCAGAAGGUCACCCACAAGUUCAUCAUCAACGCUUCCCAGCCCGCUAGCGACAAGAUCUUCGAUGUCUCCGCUUUCGAGAAGUUCCUUCACGACCGCAUCAAGGUCGAGGGCCGUGUCGGUAACCUCGGUGACCAGGUUGUCAUCUCCCAGGCUGGCGAUGGCAAGGUUGAGGUUGUUGCCCACAUCCCCUUCUCCGGCCGCUACCUGAAGUACCUCACCAAGAAGUACCUCAAGAAGCAGCAGCUCCGUGACUGGCUCCGCGUCGUCUCCACCUCCAAGGGUGUUUACGAGCUCCGCUUCUACAACGUCGUCAACGACGAGGCUGAGGAGGAUGAGGAGUAAAUUCGCUCCAUGGGCUUUGGA